GGAACAUUGAAGCGUUCUGUCAGAGCGCAGGUGCGAGCCAGUUGCAAUAAAUAGGCCACCCGGGGCGGAGCAGCCCAGUGUUCCGUGUGCGCCACCACCGGUCGAGCUCUAUCUUUGGAGUGAGCUCGUCGAGCCGAGCAGCCGCUGGAGGGGAGGGCAUGGGCACCGAGGCCGGGGCGCGGCUGGGCGAGACGGUGCGCGAGCUGCGGGAGGCCUACGAGGGCGGCAGGACCCGGAGCCUGGCGUGGCGGCAGUCCCAGCUCCGUGGCCUCCUCCGGCUGCUCAAGGAGAAGGAGGUGGAGGCGUUCCAGGCGCUCCACAAGGACCUCGGCAAGCACCACGCCGAGGCGUACAGGGACGAGGUCGGGCUGCUCAACAAGUCCGCCAACGGCGCGCUGCAGCAGCUCGGCAAAUGGACGGCUCCGGAGAGGGUGUGGGUGCCGCUAGUCGCGUGGCCGGCGACCGCGCAGCUGGUGCCGGAGCCGCUCGGGGUCGUCCUCAUCUUCUCCUGCUGGAACGUCCCAUUGGGCCUGUCGCUGGAGCCGCUGAUCGGGGCCAUCGCGGCCGGGAACGCCGUGGCGCUGAAGCCGUCGGAGCUCUCGCCGUGCACCGCCAAGUUCCUCGCCGAUAACAUCGGCAGGUACGUGGACCCCUCGGCGGUGAAGGUCGUCCAGGGUGGCCCCGAGGUCGGGGAGCAGCUCAUGGAGCACCGCUGGGACAAGGUCCUCUUCACCGGGAGCCCGCGCAUCGCGCGCUCCGUGAUGGCGGCGGCAUCGAGGCACCUGACGCCCGUGGCGCUGGAGCUGGGUGGCAAGUGCCCCUGCAUCUUCGACGCGAUGCCCGGCGGGCGGGACCUGCAGGUCUCGGUGAACCGCAUCAUCGGCGGCAAGUGGUCGUCCUGCGCCGGCCAGGCCUGCAUCGCCAUCGACUACGUGCUCGUCGAGGAGCGCUUCGCGCCCGUCCUGAUCAAGAUGCUCAAGUCGACGCUCAAGAGGUUUUUCCAGGAGGCGGACCACAUGGCGCGGAUCGUCAACGAGCGCAACUUCGAGAGGCUGAGCAGCCUUCUCAAGGACAGGGCCGUGGCGCCGUCCAUCCUGCACGGCGGCUCCAUGGACGCCAAGAACUUGUACAUUGAGCCCACGAUACUGCUGAACCCACCGCUGGACUCCGCAAUCAUGACCGAGGAGAUAUUCGGCCCCCUGCUCCCCAUCAUCACGGUGAAGAAGAUCGAGGACAGCAUCGCGUUCGUGAAGGCAAGGCCGAAGCCGCUCGCCAUCUACGCCUUCACCCGGGACGCGGCGCUGCGGCGCCGGAUCGUGGACGAGACGUCGUCCGGGACCGUCACCUUCAACGACGCCGUGGUGCAGUACGCGAUCGACGGGUUGCCCUUCGGCGGCGUGGGGCAGAGCGGGUUCGGGCAGUACCACGGCAAGUACUCGUUCGAGAUGUUCAGCCACAAGAAGGCGAUCAUGAAGCGGGGCUACCUCAUCGAGCUCGCGCUCAGGUACCCGCCGUGGGACGAGAGGAAGGUCACCCUCAUGCGCCACCUCUACCGCUUCAACUACUUCGCCUUCGUGCUCUCCUUCCUCGGCCUCAGGAGAUGAGCUCGAUUCCAUUAUCAGCCCGAUAAAUUGAACAGGGAUUGGAGCCAAUAAACUGAUGGUGAAUGAAGGAAUAUAAGCGAAUAAAGAAUAGUAGUAUGCAGUAAUUAUGUUAUUGUGAGAGCAAAGUAGCAUAUGUGCUGCCUGCACCCGAUCUGGGAUUUCCUUCUAGUGAGACAAACCGUAAAAAUACUAAUUUGCAAUAAUGUUUAGCAGCGCAUUAGUCGGAUACGAUC
Molecule: messenger RNA, 1837 nt
Organism: Setaria italica (foxtail millet)
Lineage: Eukaryota; Viridiplantae; Streptophyta; Magnoliopsida; Poales; Poaceae
Product: aldehyde dehydrogenase family 3 member F1
Exons: 8
Coding region: 159-1604 (481 amino acids)
Biological process (GO): aldehyde metabolic process
Cellular component (GO): cytoplasm
Molecular function (GO): aldehyde dehydrogenase (NAD+) activity
Source: RefSeq, a predicted model, not a curated record